Messenger RNA from Rubroshorea leprosula, 3701 nucleotides. The record is from the annotation of a GenBank genome assembly. Lineage: Eukaryota; Viridiplantae; Streptophyta; Magnoliopsida; Malvales; Dipterocarpaceae.
CAAUGGUGUGUUUACUGCAAUCUCCAAUCUUGAACAAGCAUUGCCAACACCAGAUAAUAUUAUGUACUUGGUCACCUUUUUGUGCUCCUCAUGUCUUUUUACCAUUCUACUUCCUUUGUUCCGAUGAUGAUAGAUGAUAGAGAGACCAGUCUUGGUGCUCCAGUACCAGGAUUAAGACCAGGAACAAGAACAACGGCCUUCUCCAUGGUUUAUAAGAUUUUCUCUCUACAAUUUCUGCUAUUUUCUUGCCUCUUUGGUUCUCCCUGCCAUGCUGCCUGUGACCAACGGGAUCAUGAUUCUCUUUUGUUAUUCUACAACACAUCGGUGCUGCCAUCAAAUCCUUUGAACUGGUCUUCUACAGAUUGCUGCAACUGGGAAGGGAUAGCUUGUGAUUCCGUGCGUGGUCGAGUCACCCAGGUUUUGCUUCCGUCUAAAGGCCUGAGCGGUAAUCUGUCUUCAUCUAUUGCCAACCUAACCCAUCUUACUCAUCUUAAUCUCUCCAACAAUCGCUUCAUUGGUACCCUUCCCAAUGGAUUCUUUUCAUCCCUCAAUCACCUCCAAAUCCUUGAUCUCAGCUAUAACAAGCUCUCUGGCAGAUUACCUCUGGAUAACUUAUCAGAUUACAGCAGUCUUGUUCCUGUGCAGAUAAUUGACCUGUCUAGCAAUCGCUUCUUGGGAGAAAUCCCAUCUAAUCCAUUUCUGAAGGCAGCCAGCAACUUGAGCAUUUUCAAUGUGAGCAACAAUAGCUUUGCAGGCCAGAUUCCUUCCUAUAUCUGCCUCAACAAUACCUCUCUCAUCCUCUUGGAUUUAUCUGACAAUGAAUUCAGCGGUGAAAUCCCCCCAGGACUUGGAAACUGUUCUAAUCUGCAGACUCUCCGAGCGGGGUUCAACAAUCUUUCAGGAAAUCUUUCUGAAGAUAUUUACAAAAUGGUAUCACUUCAGGAGCUGUCUUUACCUUCCAAUCACCUGUCCGGAGAAAUCAGAGAUGACAUUAUCGAACUUACCAAACUCAACAUCCUUGAGCUCUAUUCCAAUAACUUUACGGGCCCAAUUCCCCAAGAUAUUGGUAAGCUUUCCAACCUGGAACAGUUGCUGCUUCAUGUCAAUAGCUUGACUGGUAUUCUGCCAACAUCUCUCAUGAGUUGCACAAAUCUUAGAACUUUGAAUUUGAGAGUCAAUCAGCUGAGCGGUAACCUCUCCAGCUUUAAUUUCUCCACUCUCCAUCAGCUUACCACCCUUGACCUUGGCAACAACAACUUCACAGGUAAUUUGCCCUUAAGCCUCUAUUCUUGCAAGUCACUAACAGCAAUUAGACUAGCCAGCAAUUUCCUAGAGGGAGAAAUAUCAUCGGACAUACGUGCCUUGCAAUCUUUAUCAUUCCUUUCAAUUUCCACUAAUAAUCUAACAAAUGCUUCCGGGGCAAUAAGGAUACUGAUGGGUUGCAAGAAUCUUACUACUGUCAUCCUUUCCAAGAAUUUCUUUGAUGAACCGAUACCAGAUUAUGAAUAUGCAGUAGAAGCAGAUGGAUUUCAAAACCUCCAGGUUUUGGGUCUAGGUGGUUGCCGAUUCACUGGCCAGGUUCCGAACUGGCUAGCUAAGCUAAACAACCUGGAGGUACUGGACCUGUCUCAAAAUGGAAUCAAUGGUACCAUUCCCAGUUGGUUUGGUGACCUCUCAAAACUUUUCUACCUAGACUUGUCUGACAACCUCCUUUCAGGAGAAAUCCCCAUUAACCUCACAAGGCUUUUGGCAUUGGAAACUGAAGAAUCCACUGUUGAAGUGGACAGAAGUUAUCUGGAGUUGCCUGUGUUUGUCGCACCAAACAAUGUUACCAUUACCAAUCAGCAGUUGUACAAUCAGCUUGCCAGCCUGCCACCGGCCAUUUACCUGAGAAACAACAGCCUCACUGGUGACAUACCUGCAGAGAUUGGUCGAUUGAAGUAUCUUCAUCAGUUGGAUCUCAGUGAUAAUGACUUCUCUGGUGGCAUUCCGGAUCAAAUAUCAAACCUCACAAACUUGGAGAAACUGGAUCUUUCUAGAAACCAUCUCUCUGGUCAGAUUCCUGCAUCGCUAAAAGGUCUCCACUUCUUGUCUUCAUUCAGUGUGGCAUACAAUAACCUCCAAGGGCCAAUACCAUCUGGGGGCCAAUUUGACACAUUUACCAGCUCCAGCUUCGAAGGAAACCCCGGUUUAUGUGGUUCAAUUCUGCAACGCAUUUGCCCAAAUGCAUCAGGAGCUUCUAAUGCAACUGAUGAACUUCAUGAAGACUUAAACAGGAAACUUAUUGUUGGAGUUGUCCUUGGUAUCUGUUUCAGUACCGCUUUGGUCAUUACCAUGCUAGCUUUGUGGAUAUUGUCCAAAAGGAGAGUUACUCCAAGGGGGGACAGUGACAAAAUUGAAUUAGGUACAAUUUCCAGAAACUCUUAUUCUGGGGUUCCUCCGGAGGCUGUCAAGGAUAAUAGCCUUGUAUUGUUCCCAAAUAAUGGUAACGAGCUUAAAGAUCUCACCAUAUAUGAACUGUUGAAAGCAACUGACAAUUUCAAUCAAGAAAAUAUCAUAGGUUGUGGAGGGUUUGGUUUGGUUUACAAAGCAAUACUGGAAAGUGGGACCAAAUUGGCUGUUAAGAAACUUUCUGGAGACUUCAGCCUAAUGGAAAGGGAAUUCAAAGCAGAGGUAGAGGCACUGUCAACAGCACAGCACGAAAACCUGGUGUCCCUGCAAGGCUAUUGUGUGCAUGAAGGAUAUCCACUACUAAUAUAUUCCUACAUGGAGAAUGGAAGUCUGGACUACUGGUUGCAUGAGAAAGCUGAUGGUCCAUCUCAACUAGACUGGCCUACCAGACUAAACAUUGCUAGGGGAGCAAGUAGAGGGUUAGCUUAUAUGCACCAGAUAUGUGAGCCACACAUUGUUCACCGAGACAUCAAGUCUAGCAACAUCCUUCUCAAUGACAAGUUUGAGGCACAUGUUGCAGACUUUGGAUUGUCGAGAUUGAUUCUUCCUUACCACACACACGUCACAACAGAGCUUGUUGGUACACUGGGUUAUAUUCCUCCAGAGUAUGGGCAGGCCUGGGUAGCCACUCUGCGAGGAGAUAUGUAUAGUUUUGGAGUUGUCAUGCUUGAGUUGCUCACUGGAAAGAGGCCUGUGGAAGUUUUUAAGCCAAAAAUGUCAUUGGUUGCUUGGGUGCAGCAAAUGAGAUGUGAAGGCAAGCAAGAUGAAGUCUUUGAUCCUCGCCUAAAAGGGAGGGGUUUUGAUGAAGAGAUGCUGCAGGUGCUGGAUGUUGCCUGCAUGUGUGUCAACCAGAACCCUUUCAAGAGGCCAACAAUCAAGGAAGUUGUUGAAUGGCUCAAGAAUGUAGGAGCAACAAACAGAGAUCAAAAUAAGGAAUAGCGGAAAGGGCCUUCAUUGCUCUUUAAGCACAGAAUAUGGCUGCACAAAAAUACAAGCUUUAAAUGCAAACUUUCACUCCAUUUUCCCCGUGUAAAUGAAUUCAAACCAAAUUAUACUUACCUAGAGAUGUAUAAAAGAAGAAAUGAAAUUUCAUAGGAGAAAAUGAUGUAAGGUGGCAACUGUAGUCAGAAAAAUCCACUGAGUAACUAUUCCCUUGUACAUAUAAAACCCCCCUACUCUUUCUUUCUAGAUUUUACCCAGUGAGUAUAAAAUCUUACAAUUUUGGGAGCAAAUGAAUUCUGUAUAUUGCA